Carassius carassius (crucian carp) is the source of this 3757-nucleotide messenger RNA. RefSeq lists its product as uncharacterized. Gene Ontology annotation, molecular function: ubiquitin protein ligase activity. The coding region runs from base 693 to 2756 and encodes 687 amino acids. Gene Ontology annotation, cellular component: endosome. The record is from RefSeq and is a predicted model, not a curated record. The transcript has 8 exons. NCBI's taxonomy places the organism in Eukaryota, Metazoa, Chordata, Actinopteri, Cypriniformes, Cyprinidae. Gene Ontology annotation, biological process: protein polyubiquitination; protein transport to vacuole involved in ubiquitin-dependent protein catabolic process via the multivesicular body sorting pathway.
UUUGCCAUGCACUUAACUUUUUUUGUUGCAUUAAGGAAUAUUUACAGACUUCAUGCAUAAUAACGAUGUUAUGAGAUUAAUGUUUAAAAUAUGAAGUUUUGAAUAUAGAAAUAUUAAACAAUUUAAAUGACUCAAUUUAUAAAAUGAAACUGAAACCGCCAGUAGGUGGCAGCAUGUCACUGAAUCAUUUAUUAAAUCGAUUCGUUCAAACGUCUGAUUCAUUUAUGAUUUUAAGACAGCACCGGAUGUAGUGUCUGGCGCGUUUUUUAGAUUGUUAGGUCAUUAUUAAUCUCUUUAUCAGAGAACAACAAAGAUGUCUGGUGUACCUAAUAAUUUUAGAAGACGUCUCAGUGGGAUUAGGGAUCGCAUAAAUGCCCAACUUGACAGUUUACUUGAAGCAUCACCAGCAGAGCUUGGAGAACAAAGUCUUGUGGACAGGUAGGGAAUGUCUGUCUGCCUAUCUAUCUAUCUAUCUAUCUAUCUAUCUAUCUAUCUAUCUAUCUAUCUAUCUAUCUGUAAAAUCUUUAAAUAAAAUCUAUUUAUUAGCCCUAUAAAUUAAUUGGAUGAUUUAAUUCGACAACUUAAAUCAUGACAUUAUAAUAACAAACAAUAAGUAUCAAACUUACUUUAUCUCAGAUCAUUAAUUAGGUUAUAGCAAAUAUGUUUAAAUUUCGUAGUAGAGUUAUGUUUAAAUGUUCUCUGAAAGGUUUGAGAUGUUCCGCAACGAACAGCCGUUGCAUGGUCCUGCUCGUCCCAGAAGGACGCGGAGGAGAAAUGUGACAUGUACAUUUAAAGUAACUCUUCUCCGCACUGGUAUUGAUCGGUUAUCUUCUUUGAGAGAUGCCAUUGCCAGUCAGAGACUUGUUGUACAGAGAGAGCAGAGUGAGACACAGUUUGCAGAAAUUCUCAGAAGCACGUUUCCACAGCUUCAAGGGAGAGAGUUUGAAUUAUGCAGGGUUGAUGCACAGAGGCAGGUUUCACGUUUGAGUCUGGAGUCAAAAACCCCAGCAGCCAUAAUUGCUAGUGGGCAGCUAGGAAGAUCGGCACUUUAUGUACAAGAGAAGAGUACUUAUGCACUUGCACAAGUGAACUCCUCUCCAGCUCCAGCCGUGGCCUCCUUCUCAUCUCCAGCCGUGGCCUCCUUCUCAGCUCCAGCCGUGGCCUCCUUCUCAGCUCCAGCUCCAGCCGUGGCCUCCUCUCCAGCUCCAGCUCCAGCCGUGGCCUCCUUCUCAGCUCCAGCUCCAGCCGUGGCCUCCUCUCCAGCUCCAGCUCCAGCCGUGGCCUCCUUCUCAGCUCCAGCUCCAGCCGUGGCCUCCUCUCCAGCUCCAGCUCCAGCCGUGGCCUCCUCUCCAGCUCCAGCUCCAGCCGUGGCCUCCUCUCCAGCUCCAGCUCCAGCCGUGGCCUCCUCUCCAGCUCCAGCUCCAGCCGUGGCCUCCUCUCCAGCUCCAGCUCCAGCCGUGGCCUCCUUCUCAUCUCCAGCCGUGGCCUCCUUCUCAGCUCCAGCCGUGGCCUCCUCUGCUGCUCCAGCUCCAGCCGUGGCCUCCUCUCCAGAAGUUUCAGUGGCAUUUUCUUUACUCAGUCCAGACACAGAUAUUUAUAUCUCAGAUGAAGAUGAGUAUGAUGUUGACCUGAAAUCAUUGUUAAAUACAAUGUCAAACAAAGUGGAUUUUACAGCUGCACCCAUUUCCAACCAAAUCAAUGUAACACGAUGCAACAUCCUAGACAGUGGCAUCAGAGCCUUCCGACGCCAACGUUUUAACCCUGAGGCAAAACUAGAUGUUGUGUUCAGAGAUGCUGAUGGGAUUGGUGAGGGAGCCGCUGAUGAGGGUGGACCAACGAGAGAAUUUUUAACUUUGCUGAUGAGGGAAAUCCACUCAUGCGAAAUAUUUGAUGGAGAGGACUGGAAAAAAACACUUGCCUGCAAUUCCAAAGCACUGUACAAUGGAAUGUACAAAAUAGUUGGACGGAUGAUAGCUGUGUGCCUGAUACAUGGUGGUGUGGAGCCAAAUUUUUUUUCAGAAAGACUGUUCUGUCAGGUGUGCAACCUUCAGCCCCCAGUACCAGACCUUCAAGAGAUUGCUGACUAUGACUUCAGAGCAAAGAUGACCAAGAUCCAGUUGGCACAGAAUGUAAAUGAAGCACAGUGUGCUAUAAUGGAGGCGUCUGACCAAUUAAGUAUGCUGGGGUCUCUAUGGCACAUCCAGACGCUAGAAGACAGAGACAACUUAGUGGAAUCAGCUACCAAGUUUUUCAUCGAGAACAGGUUGAGGGAUUCCUUGGAACAAUUUAAAGAGGGCCUGGAGUGUCUUGGGCUUUUACAUUUGAUGCAAAAGCAUCCUCAGCUCUUUAAAGAAGUAUUUAUGUAUGAGGAGAAGCCACUUUUGGCCGAAGACAUAUCUGCUUUGUUUAAAGCAGAACUUUCUCCAGUUGGCAGCAACAGGAGAGUAGUGGAGAGUAGAACAAUCUGUUUCUGGAGGGACUGGCUCAUAGAAGUGGAAGAAGGAACUGCAUAUCCCCUCACCUUAGACAAGAUUCUUGGAUUUGUGUCAGGAUCUACUGCUAUUCCGAGGCUAGGGUUCCCAGUGGAACCCAAAUUGGAGUUCUUACACCCUCAAGAGAAUGAGGCCCCUAAAAUUUUUCCAGAGGCAAAUACCUGCAGCAUUGUCUUGAGGCUACCAAUCCAUCCCAGCUAUGAACUCUUCAGAGAAAACAUGGAAAGUGGUAUUUUGCAAUCCCCCACUUUUGGAGUGAUGUAGAAAAAUUGUGUUGGCUGUUACUGAUGUAAUAGUUUUAAAUAUUUUCAUGUUUUAAAGUUUUAUUAUGAAACAUGAAGAGCUAAAUUGGCACACCACUGCUCUAAGAGUAGAAAAAUAUUUAUAUUCUCACCAAAAGUGACAUUUCAAGCCUACAAGCUCUUCAUCAGACAAUGAUCACAUACAUCAAACUAGAGUGACAUGAUCACCCACAUGACCCCCCGCCCCCCAAACCGAAUGGCAAUCAGAUAAAGGCAAUAAACAUAAAAGUGAAAACAACCAUUAACUACAAAUGCUGAACCUCAACAUAUUAAAAAAAAAAAAAUACUUGCAAAAUAUACAUAAAAGAACAAUACUUUAUCUCUCACAAAAAUCAUUAAAUAAAAUGCCUGAUGUUAAGAAAACAAUCAACAUCAAGAUAGAAUCAAAUGUAAAUUUGAUUCUAUAAUUUAUGUAUACUUUACAGCUAUUUUUUUUAUAUAGGCUUAGGUUCAGAAUUUGUAGUUAGUGGUUGUAUUCACUUUUAGGUUUGUUUAUUGCCUUUAUGUGAGGUGAUUUCCUGAUUGCCCUUUUUUGGAUCAUGUGGGUGAUCAUGUCAUUCAGGUUUGUGCUAUAUAUAAAACCUGAACUAUGUAUGUGUUCAUUGUCUAAUGAAGAGCUUGUAGGCUCGGAAUGUCACCUUUGAUGAGAACAUAAUACUUUUGGAGCUGUGGUGUGCCAAAUUUCUUCUUAGUUUUAGGUAUUUACGUGGUUGAGCACUCACAUUAAGCCCUUCAGCCUGUUGGAUGUGUGCACUUCGAUUAUCUAAAGUUAUACAAUGGACAUUUCAUCAUACAGUUCUACUACAGCUUUUUGAUGUUUGUAGGGGUUGCUAAGUUUUGUCCCUUUCUCCAGUUCUGCUCUGUCUUGGGAUAUCUGAUAAGAAUCCACAUCUGAAAGUAUUCAGAUUAUACUACAAAUUAAUGAAAUUUACAUCACAAUUACAAUAAAAAGUUGUUUAUUAA